Adelges cooleyi (spruce gall adelgid) is the source of this 4237-nucleotide messenger RNA. It is a transcript of the gene BicD, whose product is annotated as protein bicaudal D. Gene Ontology annotation, cellular component: cytosol; Golgi apparatus. Bases 200 to 2467 code for a protein of 755 amino acids. NCBI's taxonomy places the organism in Eukaryota, Metazoa, Arthropoda, Insecta, Hemiptera, Adelgidae. The record is from RefSeq and is a predicted model, not a curated record. Gene Ontology annotation, biological process: microtubule anchoring at microtubule organizing center; protein localization to organelle; regulation of microtubule cytoskeleton organization. Gene Ontology annotation, molecular function: dynein complex binding; dynactin binding; cytoskeletal adaptor activity. The transcript has 12 exons.
UGAAGUUAAAAAAAAAAAAAUGUAAGAUGUUGACAUUGAAACGCUAAAUUAAAUUAAUUAUUAUUUUAAAAUGUGUUAAAAAAAAUAGUAAAUGUUCAAUAUUUUAUUCAUAUUAGCUUAGGAAUAACAAAACUUUUAGUUCAACAUGGUCACGAUACGUUUUUAUGUAUAGGCAAACAAAAAAGUUCAAGGACUGAAAAUGGCAACAAUCGCUGAACUGCAACAAGAAAUUAACCGCUUGACGCGGGAUUUAGACCAAGCACACACAGAAAAAGUUCAGUCUGCCACAUACGGUCUGAGUUUGCUCGAAGAGAAACAAUCUUUAACAAAGCGAUAUGAAGAGCUAGAAAAUUUAUAUGAAAAUGCCAGACAGGAAUUGGAAAUUACUCAAGAAGCCUUAACCAAGUUUCAAACGUCUCACAAAGUAACAACUAAGUCUGGUAUAGAACAAGAGGAAUCGCUGUUAUACGAAACUGCAGCUUUAGAGUCGUCGCUGAAUACAACAAUUAUCGAGCUGGAAAAUGAUUCUAAAUUGCUGAGGCAAGAACUAGAUCGUGUGCGUGUGGAACGGGACAGAGCAAUCCAAGAUAAUAACGAUUUGAUCAGGCAGAGCAACGAGUCAAAUCAUGAAUGUAAGCAACUCCGCGCAGAGUUGCGUGAAGUCAAAUCUCGCGAGACUCAUUUACUAUCAGAUUACUCAGAGUUGGAAGAAGAAAAUAUCACUUUACAAAAACAAAUUGCUCAUUUAAAAUCGUCACAAGUAGAAUUCGAAGGAGCUAAACACGAGAUUCGUAGACUUCAAGAAAACGUUGAAUUGCUAUAUUUACAAGUGGACGAGUUAGCCAAGUUGAAGAAAAUUGCAGAAAAGCAAAUGGAAGAAGCUUUGCAAUCGUUACAGGGCGAACGUGAAGCUAAAUAUGCAUUAAAAAAAGAAUUAGAUCAGCGCAUCAAUAACGAAUCUGUUUAUAAUCUCAGCAAUUUGGCUUUCAGCAUAAGAGGAAUGGGCGGUGAUCAGAACAUUGGCAGCGACGACGAAGAAGAUUUACCUACUUUGCAAAAAUUAGAAAACGACAUAGGCUCGACAAUGAAUCUCCCCGAAAGCGGCAAACAUGAUUUGUUCAGUGAAAUUCAUCUAAACGAAUUAAAGAAGUUGGAAAAACAGUUGGAACAAGUGGAAAACGAAAAGACCAUGUUGACUCAAAACCUCAAAGAGUCUCAAUUAUCGUCUGACAAGUGUAAAUCGGAUUUGGAAAACUUAGCUGUUCGUAUUUAUAAAUUGGGUGCACACAUCAGAGCUUUAGAACACCUUGGAAAUCAAACCAACCGUAAAGUGUUAGAUAAUAAAUCUGAAGACGGCAAACCAAAUCACAAUUUAGAAGAUUAUCAACAAUGGUUCGAUUUGGCGUCUAAAGAAAUCGAACAACUCCACGGAGAGAUUGAAGUUCUAGAAAGCCAAUUGAACACAUCAGAGGAAACGUUAUCACUUAAAGACGAACUAAUAACAUUGAAAAACAAGUUGAUAGACAAAGAACAAAAAACAAUGGAAUUAGAAUCUAACGUUCGUUUGCUAGGUGAAUUAGCCACCGACGCUAGCGCUUCCCUUGACAAUGCUCAAAAUGACCUUGUAGUCAUAACUGAUGAACUGGCUCAGCUUGUCCAUCAUGUAUCCAUAUUUAAUGGAAAGUCUAUACCGACACCUUCUGUGAUAAUGAAAGCGACCAAAGACACAGAAGAAAACGAUCCACGUCUUGAUAUUCUUCGAGCGCGUUUGAAGUCUGAUGUAUUUAUCAAAGAAUUAGAAAGUCUGACUGAAGCUACAUUUGUGGCAAAGAGUUUAAGAAACGUUUUAGAACAAAUAAAAUUACUCAAAGAAUCUGUGAAUAGUACCAUCGAUAACGCCAAGUCGGUUAAUCGCGAAAACAAUGAUGGCCAAAGAAAUUUGAUGAUUGAUAACAACGAUGAGGUAUCCGACCUUCGAGAACAAGUUAUGAAAUUGCAAUCGCUGUUGGCCACAAAGCGAGAACAAAUAUCGUCGUUGAGAAUGGUGUUGAAAACCAACAAAAACACUGCCGAAGUCGCAUUGAACAAUUUGAAAUCGAAAUACGACAAUGAAAAAAUGGUCGUAACGGAAACCAUGACUAAAUUACGCAAUGAACUGCGCGUGCUCAAAGAAGACGCUGCAACAUUUUCGAGUUUGCGAGCCAUGUUUGCAGCACGUUGUGAAGAACAAGUAACACACAUGGACGAUCUUCAGCGACAGUUGGCGGCUGCCGAGGAAGAGAAAAAAACUCUUAAUCAGCUUUUGCGUCUGUCCGUCCAGCAAAAGUUGAUGGUCACACAGCGGCUAGAAGAAAUAGAAAUGGAUCGAGAAAUGAAGAACGUCCGUAGAUCGAUGGGCACUCCCAAUAAUUCGACUCCGUCAAAAACUUCAAAAAGGUAUAAUCAGCCUCAGCGACGAGAUUGGUGAACGUUCAGUUAAGUUUAUACAAAAAAAAAAAAAAAAAUGUAACAUUCACCGGCAUGAUUUGUGAUAGAUCAUCCUCCUCAUGGCGAGAUUAAUUUUAAGGGAUAUAAACCGUCCUUGGUAACAUUUUUGUUUAAGAAAGAAUCCUUGACAUUACAUUAUUGAGUCCCACGAACCGCGUUUUUCAAUAUCCGUCCUGUUUAUGAAACUCCGGUUCCAAAUUGUGCAUUAAACUGCCGUCCUAACUUUUCUUUUAGUAAACUGUUUCAUUUUUAUUAAUAUUUACUACAAUAUUAUUGUUUGAGUUAUUAUAAAAACGUUAUCGUUUUACCGUGUUUUCUUAUUUUUUUUUUCUUUGUCGGUUAUACAUUUUAUUUUAUUAACAAUUUUCGUUAAAUAAAAAUUUGUACCCGACAUUCAUAUCACUUGAGCUCUUGAAAAUCUUGUACACGAGUAAUACUGAAAUUAUCUGGUACCCGUGUAUAAUGUUACGGGUAUAAUCCUGUAAAAAUCAAGAGCCCUACAUAAUUUACCUAAUGUUGAAAUAAGUAACGUAUACCGUAUUACGGGUAAUUUAAAAUAUAUUAUUGUGAAUUUAGAAAAGUCUUAGGGGCGCCAAAUUACACUAUUGUUCCUUGAAAGCUCAAUAAAAAUUUAACCAGGUGCCAUACUCGUCUUCUGUCCAUUAAAGAAACCAAUUUUUAAUUGAUUGAUUAAUUUUAAAUUGAUAUAUAAUAAUAUUGUGUUUUAUAUUCCAUUAAAUAGCAUUUCCAUUUUUUGGCAGCCAAUUUCUUAUGUGCAAUAUAUUUAAACGUUUCGUAUUUUAUUUCGUUGACACAUUAGUUAUAAGCAUGUUCAAUGAUCUUUAUUAUUAUUGUUUUUAAAAUUCUAUUAAUUAACACAUUUUUAUUUGUUUCGUUUGUCAUUAUUAAUUUUUAAUGUUAUUCAUUUGUAUUCGUACUAUAAAACAAAUCUGGACAUAUUAUCUCGAUAUGAUAUUAUGUAUUCCAUAAUAGCGGUGGUAUUUUAAUGAAUAUGUCCAUACUGUUCUUACCCCCACGAAGACCAUAUAAUAUCAAUUAGGGUUUGUUAAAACUGUGGUGUGUAGAUGUUAAGAUCUAAGUUUUAACGGUUCAGGGACAAUCUACUCAUGUAAUUAUUGAACAGUUUAUAUCAACUUAUUAUUAUUAUUAUUAUUAUUGUAUUAUUCAUUGGUGUUUUGUUUAUAACUUUUUAAUAUAUCAUUAUAAAUAUAAUAUAUAUAUAUAUAUAACAAAAAAACAAAUUCCGUAAAAAUUAAUGACAUCUUACAUUGUGUAAAUAAUUUAAUAAGAGUCGUGGACCUUAAUUUAAAUUUAUUUUAUACUAUUUUUUCACAUAAAAAUACAAACAUUAUUAUUAAUACUGUCCUCUGAUCAAUUGUAAAAAAAAAAAAAAAAUGUCCAAACAAUAAAAAUAUGUAUUAUUGUCAUAUUACUAAGGUAUUGGUGAUCAUUAUUAUUAUUAUAUAAAUACCUUUUAAUUCUUUCAUCCCUAUAUUGUAUUACCUAAUAUUAUCUUAUUAUUAUUUUUUAUUGUUAGUUACUUAUAAAUAUUAAUGUGAUACCCAGACCCAGUGUUUUAUAACAUGCUGUUUGUAAAGAUUGGAUAUCUAUGGCCACUAAUAUUCCUAAACAUAAUAAUAAGUCAUUUAUAAUGUUUAUUAUUGUUCGCAAUGGAAUAUCAAUUAAUAUUGUGUAUUAAAUAUAUUAUUAUCGAAACUGAUGUACUUAA